This is a messenger RNA of Paramecium tetraurelia, 549 nucleotides long. RefSeq lists its product as uncharacterized. Lineage: Eukaryota; Ciliophora; Oligohymenophorea; Peniculida; Parameciidae. Gene Ontology annotation, biological process: RNA polymerase II preinitiation complex assembly; negative regulation of transcription by RNA polymerase II; chromatin remodeling. Gene Ontology annotation, cellular component: negative cofactor 2 complex. The record is from RefSeq and is a predicted model, not a curated record. Gene Ontology annotation, molecular function: general transcription initiation factor activity; core promoter sequence-specific DNA binding; protein heterodimerization activity. The transcript is spliced from 3 exons.
AUGACCAAUCAUUAAAUAUAAAAUAAGUACUGCAACUAUCCUAAAUUCAAAAAAAAAAAAAUUGAUUAAUAAAAAUGUAAAAAAAUAGAAAUGGAACAACUUCCAAAAGCUACUGUUUAACAGUUUAUAAAGAGUUCCACAAAUGGAGAUAUGAAAUGCUCUAAUGAAUUUGUGACUUAAGUGAUGUCAAUGGCUAGGGAAUAUAUCUAAUUAGUUUCUGAUCAAGCAAAUACAAUUUGCUUAGAGCAAGGAAAGAAGACAAUAUCAGGGGAAUUUUUCUAUAAGGCUAUUUCAAAAUUGAAAUUAGACAGUUAAAUACCCCAUCUUAAAGAAAUCGAAGAAGAAAUUAAAGAAGAAGUGAAUGUGAAAAAUCAAAAUAGAGCAAGGUUUUAAGAUGAGGAGCACUUGAAAUAGUUAGAAGAAUAAUAGAAAUAAUUAUACGAAAAAGCAAAAUUGGAGAAUAGUAAGAGUAUGAUAGAUGAUGAAGAACAUGGCAAAUCAAGGAAAUUGAAUAUACAAUUUGAAUAAGAUGAUGAAGAUCAACAAUGA